CACCCAUCCAAACUGAGUGGGGCGAGAUACGACCCGAAGCAACGUGCAAGUACCUCGGACUUACAAUGGACGCAAAACUACAUUGGAAAGAGCAUGUAGAGGAGAUAAGACGGAAAGCAACGAAGACAGUCAGCACGCUUAGCUGCCUGUGAGGAUCCAACUGGGCCAUAGCCUCAUGGACAUGCGAAAAAUAUACGCAGGCACUGCGCUCCCGCAGAUGAUGUAUGCCUGCUCAAUCUGGUCUAACGCAAGCGCAAAAGGAAAGUUGUACACCAAGAAAAUACUGAACACACUACAGAGCAUGCCAGAGCCAUCUGCGGGGCCUACAAGGCCACAUCAAAGGUUACGCUCGAUGCUGAGGUCUUCCUCCUUCCGAUUGAACAACAAAUAUGGAAACAUAACACCGACCUUGUCACUCGACUGCUCUCAAGUAUAGACAUCGCGACAAUCUCAGGGUUCUAGGUAAGCACAACAGAACCCACAGAGGCGACUCAAUCACGUGGAAGACACAUCAACUCCUGGGAGAACGUCCACUGCGACGUGAAGGGCAAGCGAAGCCAAGGCGUUGAAACACAAGAGCAGAUCCCAUGCUUCCUCACUCCGCCUUGGAGCCAAGGUCCGACCACCUACAUCGACACAAC
Messenger RNA from Macroventuria anomochaeta, 641 nucleotides. RefSeq lists its product as uncharacterized. NCBI's taxonomy places the organism in Eukaryota, Fungi, Ascomycota, Dothideomycetes, Pleosporales, Didymellaceae. The record is from RefSeq and is a predicted model, not a curated record. The transcript has a single exon. Bases 176 to 436 code for a protein of 86 amino acids.